GCUGCUUAAGUUUGACGUUUUAUUAAUUUCUGUCUGUUUUAGUGCGUUGAACCCUCAGAUUGUGAUAGUGGCGCCACCUACGCAGUUUCGCGUAAUAUUCCCUAUUGAUCGACCAAAUGCCGCCCGAUGAUAUCCAAAAACCGGAUGAUAUUUCAAGUUGCAAGGACAAGACGCCAUACAAAGGCAGCGGCCGAUGCUUCGGCGAAUACACCUGCACCCAGUGCGGCAGGACUUGGAUGUCUGCUAACUCCUGGGCUGGCUACGGGCAGGAGUGCACCUCGUGUCUCAUCAACGUGUACCCUCAUAAACAGAGACCCCUUCAAAAGCCCGACGGAUUGGACAAGGGGGACAUGGAGAAAGAGCAUCUGCAGUCACACUGCCAGAAGUGCAAGGCGCUAGGCCGUUGCUGCCGCGGCUAUAGGCGCUUCUAAGGAUCACAGCAAACGAUGUUGUAUUUGGGAUAAGUAUAUACCCAAGUUCGACUGGCCAAUUUACUAUGAACCUAUGCAAUCAGCUUGAUUUUAUAUCAAAAAUGAAACUUUAUAAGUACAAAUAUCAGGUAUUAAUUAGUUUAAUGGCCAUAUAUGAUUCUCAAGGGUAUUUGACUACUAGUCAAAUGAGUAUCUUUUUUCGAACUGUCAAAACUAUUAUGCUACUAUGGAAUUUAUAUGAAACACUAGCAUGUCACGUCACAAUCAAAUACCUACUCUUUAUAGUUUUAUACGGGUUUUAAAAUAAAAAAUAUGUCUAAAAAUAACUGCUGUCUACUUUUAUCUAUUAAUCUUCUGGUGCUUUAUUUCAUGCAUGGUGUAAAAUAAUUUAUUUUAAAUAAAGUCAAAUACCCUAUUAUUAAAUGUAAAACAAUUACUAUUAAAAACUAAAAAAAAUACUUUUUUAUCUUUAAUUAUUAUGCGCAAGGAGGCUUUUUAAAUCUUUUAAACUAUCUAAAGCACCAGUAUUUUCGUCUUUGCCAAUUUACUUCAUACUCGUAAUUACAAUUAAUAAUUAAUGGUGCCAUUUAGAUACUUUAGAUAAUAGUGUUUACCAACUACCUAUAAAAUAUAGGAACCUAAUUUGUUAAUGUUUUUACAAGAACCAAGAUAUGGUUAUAAUUUCUUAUACAUUUACUGAUUAAUAAUAAUAUUGCUACAUAUGAAUAAAAUAAUUAUAUUAAGGAUAACGCCUAUAAUAUGUCACUAAUUUUUCAUGUGAUGAUUAAAAUUGUUACCAACUAAAUAAUAAACAAAAA
Molecule: messenger RNA, 1249 nt
Organism: Cydia strobilella
Lineage: Eukaryota; Metazoa; Arthropoda; Insecta; Lepidoptera; Tortricidae
Product: zinc finger CCHC domain-containing protein 24-like
Exons: 3
Coding region: 117-431 (104 amino acids)
Source: RefSeq, a predicted model, not a curated record